Molecule: messenger RNA, 1068 nt
Organism: Clavispora lusitaniae ATCC 42720
Lineage: Eukaryota; Fungi; Ascomycota; Pichiomycetes; Serinales; Metschnikowiaceae
Biological process (GO): biosynthetic process; mitochondrial respiratory chain complex I assembly
Cellular component (GO): mitochondrion
Source: RefSeq, a predicted model, not a curated record
AUGAUUCUGCGCCGCUUUUUCUCCGUUUCUCGGGGCCACUACACGUAUGCCCAGCAGCUCCAUAGCGCAGUUGAGAACGUCAACGUUCUCCUCGAACAAAACGACCGCCUGUCGUAUCUUUUGGCUCAGUACAUUCCCGAGCCCGCAAGAACAGCGUUUAUGGCAAUCAGAGCGUUUGGUCUUGAGGUGAACAAGAUCUCCUCGACCCAGCGGACGGGAAUGGCCGCUGCGGAUCUCAAAUUCAAGUUCUGGAGCGAUCUUGUCUCAAGCGCAUUUGCAGGCCGUGCAACUGGAGAGCCCGUGGCGUUUCUUCUCCGGGACGCGGCAGACCGUGGCUUGAAUCUUGAUGCGGCGCCGUUUCUCCAGUUCUUGCAAACAAGACGGCAUUUUUUGCGGACGCCGCAGUUUGCCUCGGCCGAGGCCAUUUGUUCCUACGGUGAAGGCACAUACUCACAGCUCAACUACGCCGUGCAAGGACUCCUUCUCCUGCCUGGGAUCUCGCCCUCCUCGAUCGAACUACUAGAGCUGUCUCCGCAUCUUCAAAAGGAGGUGGGUGAUGUUGCAGCGCAUAUUGGUCAAGCCACUGCUGUUGCUUCUAUGCUUUUGGGGCUUCCGUACUAUGCGUCACGCGAUAUCGUCACUGUUCCAGUAGACAUCAUGGCAAAGAACGGACUCUCCCAAGAAAACACUUUGCGUCUAGUCCAGGGCCACUUGGAAGGCAACGAGCAAAAGCAUGCACGCGAGCAGUUGCAGAAUGUCGUUUACGAGACUGCCGUUUUCGCCAACGAUCAUAUUUUGCUGGCUCGGCGUAAGUUGGCUCAGCUUCCGGACGAAAUCAGAAAAGUGGUGGAAUCGAAGCCUGACGGUUUAUUGCCUCGCCAAAGCAAACGGUGGCGCCGUGGCUUGCCUGAUGCGCUUUUCACACCUUUUAUGUCGGCCAUUCCCACGGCGUUGUACUUACGGAAGCUUGAAAAACAUGACUUUGAUGUGUUGAGUCCAAAGCUCCAGCAAAAAGAAUGGCGUUUGGCAUGGACUUCAUUCAAAAGCUACUACCGGCGCACGAUUUAA